Messenger RNA from Mycena citricolor, 1339 nucleotides. The record is from the annotation of a GenBank genome assembly. NCBI's taxonomy places the organism in Eukaryota, Fungi, Basidiomycota, Agaricomycetes, Agaricales, Mycenaceae.
GCAUGACUCGUGUCAACAGCGGCGACAGAACUGCAUUCCUGGCGCGCGGCGAAGCGCAGGAUGGAAUGAUGCUGACACGGUUUUGAUCCCUGGUGACCGCUUUCGAGAACCGCCGGAUGCCAUUUGUGGUCGCAGGGCGACGCCGGCUCCCGGCACGUUAUCAGUUGGGCAUGCAGUCCACGAGCGACGCAGAUAUUCUUUCGCUGGCGAGGUGCCUGGGUUCCUGUCAGGUUCCAGUCGUUAUAAAUUCUUUGUGAACAGAGCAAACAGAGACCAGUCCUCCACCCCGACAUACAACCAGCCUCAGCCAGCUCUUCUUCUGCAACAAUGUCUCAACAAACCGCCGCUGCUGUCCCUCCUCUCACCACCUGGGAUGAUCUCCAGGCGCUCGGCUGGGACAAGGCGGCCGUCUACACCGCCGUCAGUGCCCUCCGCCCGGACACGAUGACCGGCGAGGACCAGCUGCACUUGAACGACAGCUUCACCACCACCAUGGCGCCUCCCAUCUCGUCGCAUAACACGACCAUGGCCGCGAAGGGAACGCUGGACCCGUCUCGCACCGAGGUCACCAAGUCGGUCGGGAAGAAGUUUAGCAUCUUCGAUUCGUCUGCCGCCGGUCACGAACAUUUUACCAAGACGUGGAACAACAUCCUCGACUUGUCGAUCGACAUCAGCCUCCCUGCGCUGAUCAGCGUCAACAACCCGAUCCAGUUCUCCAACAUCGCCGGGAAAGUGAGCUUGGUCAUCGCGGCGAACGCGACGGUUCCCACCACGAAGCAAUAUCUGUACCCGCAGAGCAAGGACUUUGACUUUGAUAUUGCGGCCAACGAGCGCGUGAAGAUUAUCGGCACGCCCCUUUUCGUGACCACUACCGAGGUUUACAAGCUCAACUACGGCUUGAUGAGUGACAGUCAAUUGGGCACUGAGGGUGACAACUUCCAAGGACUCGUUAACAUCCCAUACGUCAUCAACCAGGUCCUUCUGAGCGAGGGCAAGAAGUACGGCCCCACCGGCACGAUGGAGCUCACCGUCGUCUACAAGACCACGACGCUCAAGAUCGACUUUAUCCGCGACACCACCGUCGUUCUCGGAGACUGGGACGAAGUCGUCAGCGGGCAGAGCCUCGCCUUCAGCGACGAGAUCGACUCGGAUGCUACCGAAAGCUUCGGUGCUCUCACGCUCUGAGAGGCGGUUCUCUAUGGUAGAUCAGUAUUCCGACAGAUCAUGUGUGGUUGUAGUAUUCUAUCUAUUGCUCAGAGUUGAAACCGUUUCCCUCCCAAGAGCGGACCGUCAGAGACAGCUGGCAAUGGUGUCACGUGUAUUGGUUUGACCCACAUCU